AUGGCUUCCCGUUCCCCAGUCGCCGACCCAUCCAGGUUCGCCAUCGGUUUAGGCAUCGGCUGCGCCCACGUCCUGGUGCCGGUUCUCGGCUUCCUGGAGAGGGUUACCUCUACGCACGAGCGCGACCCCGUCCUCAUGCUCGUCAUCUUGCUCGCGCUCCUGCUCCCGUUCGCCUACCUCCGACUGGCCGCCGACGGCUACCGCCGCAGCGUCGGGCGCAGCAAUAACGUCACCCCGGAGCAGGCCGCUGGUGCCCCGUCACCAGCAGCGGAGCUGGGAUGGCUCGGGAAUCUGGCCAGCAUCAAGCUCGCCCUCGCCCUCGCCUUUCUUGUCUUCGGUUUCGUGCUUUUAUAUGACCGCCAAUGUCAUGCUCCGCCGCUCGUAAGUCGUAACUGA
Messenger RNA from Miscanthus lutarioriparius, 396 nucleotides. The record is from the annotation of a GenBank genome assembly. NCBI's taxonomy places the organism in Eukaryota, Viridiplantae, Streptophyta, Magnoliopsida, Poales, Poaceae.